Schistocerca gregaria is the source of this 3820-nucleotide messenger RNA. RefSeq names its product luciferin 4-monooxygenase. Gene Ontology annotation, molecular function: long-chain fatty acid-CoA ligase activity. The transcript is spliced from 10 exons. The record is from RefSeq and is a predicted model, not a curated record. Bases 361 to 1956 code for a protein of 531 amino acids. Gene Ontology annotation, biological process: fatty-acyl-CoA biosynthetic process; long-chain fatty acid metabolic process. NCBI's taxonomy places the organism in Eukaryota, Metazoa, Arthropoda, Insecta, Orthoptera, Acrididae.
ACUGUGUAGGAGUGGACUUUCAACAGGCACAACAUGAGCUUCUCCAGUCGGGAAGCACGCUGAUAGGAACAUUAGCACAGUGUGUGUUACACUUGACAACAGUUCCGUGCUGCCGGGUGACGUCACGGUAACCUAUAGGAGCUGCGAACAGACACUCUCACAAUCAAAGAAAAACGACUUGCACACGUACAAGAACUGAGAAGUGAGUCCUGAGAGGCAGAAUUUGAGCAGCAAGAAUGGAGAAGUGAGGAUUAAUAACUGAAGACUGAGGCGUGAGGUCAAUUCUCCAGAACACCGAGAACUCAUUGGAAUCGAGAACUAUCACUACAGCAGUGUCCAACUGAAUUGCAUAAGGAAGCCAUGCAUACAAGGAAUAUUAUUCAAGGGCCUUCUGAAUUCCAGCCAGUGCCACAGUGUUCUCUUGGCCAACACCUUUAUGAACGGUUACAGCUCCAUGGUGGUAAUGUUGCUCAGGUGAAUGCUGUGACUGGAGAAACGAGAACUUUUUCAGAGAUUUUGAAAAGAAGCUUGAGCCUGGCAGACAGUCUACGAACAAUAGGCAUUAAGUCUGGAGAUGCACUUACCAUAUUAAGUGAAAACUCUCUUGAUUUUUGCUUACCAGUUCUGGCAGCUCUAUACAUGGGUGUUGCAUGUGCACCCCUAAAUCCCACAUAUACUGAAAGAGAAAUGAUGCAUGCACUGAAUAUAUCAAAACCAAAAAUUGUAUUUUGCUCAGAAGCAACAGUUCAGGCACUGGAAAAUGUUGCAAAAGAACUAAGUUUUAUAAAGCACAUAGUAGUUUUUGGAAAUAUUGUAUGUCACAGAUACAUUCCAUUCUCCACUCUUGUCAGAGACACAUCUCUGUGUUUUAAGCCUGUUAAGGUAAACCCAAGAGAACAAGUGGCUUGUAUACUUUGCUCAAGUGGAACCACUGGACUACCUAAGGGAGUUAUGCUUACCCAUUCCAACAUCUUGCAUUCAGUCAAUCAUUUAAGAGAUCCAAGAUAUGGUAAUUUGACGUCAGAAAUUACACACCUUGGAUUGUUGCCAUUUUUCCAUGCAUAUGCCUUCAUCUAUCAGAUAGGAAAUUUUUGUGCUGGUUCAAAAUGUGUAGUGAUGCCAAAAUUUGAUGAGGUACUUUUUCUGAAGGCGAUACAGGACCACAAGGUGACAAGACUUACACUCGUACCCCCAUUGCUUGUGUUCCUUGCUAAACAUCCAAUGGUUAGCCAAUAUGAUCUGUCCUCUUUGACUGACAUAAAAUGUGGAGCUGCUCCUAUAAGCAGAGAAAUCCAGGAACAAGUAACAAAACGACUUGGAAUAAAUAAUAUCAGGCAGGGCUAUGGCAUGACAGAGACAACUCUGGCUUCACUGAUGACACCAAGUGGAGAAAAUAAAUAUGGAUCAUCUGGCAUAGUUGUACCUUCAACUGAAGUGAAGGUUAUUGAUGUGGAAACGGGAGUCGCUCUUGGACCAUACCAGAAAGGAGAGCUUUGUUUCAAGGGUCCAAUAAUUAUGAAAGGAUACUGUGGUGAUAAUGCUGCCACAGGAGAAACAAUUGAUAGUGAAGGAUGGCUUCAUACUGGUGACAUAGGUUAUUUUGACAGUGAUAAUUAUUUUUUUAUUGUUGACAGAGUUAAGGAGCUAAUAAAGUACAAAGGCUUUCAGGUACCACCAGCAGAGCUGGAGGCUGUACUACUAUCACAUCCAAAAAUAAAAGAUGCUGCAGUUACAUCAGUACCAGAUGUAGAGGCUGGUGAACUUCCUAUGGCAUAUGUUGUCAAACAGCAGGGUGUAUCAUUAACAGAAGAGGAGGUUAUAUCAUUUGUAGCUGGUUUGGUUUCACCUCAGAAACGUUUACGUGGUGGUGUAAGAUUUGUUAACGCUAUCCCAAAAACUGCAAGUGGAAAAAUUUUGAGACGUCUUUUGAAGGACAUAACAGUUUCUAAACUAUGAUUCAUUAUAUGCCAUGAUCAUACCAAUUUUUCAAGGGAUGCACAAGCUGUCAAAGGUUGGCACCACCCAACAUAGUUCAUCAUUGUCAGGGUCAAUGACAUUUAGCUAGGAAAUCAUAAUACUUUGAUUAACCAGAGCAAUCAACAGUGUAUUUACCAGUCAUAAAUACUUAUCAUAUGCACUUGUGAAAAAAAGGAUAUAUAAUCUUACUUUAAAGACAACUAGUUUACCUUUUUGCUCCAGUUUGAAAUAUUCACAAUAAACAGUUAUUUUAUAUAUUUUAUUUUCAGUUCUUUAUCACACAUGUUAAAAUGAAGCAUUUUUCAUAACAAUGAAUUGUUUUUCAAACUUUUAAACAGAGAGCUUUUGUUAUCUUUGCAUAACGUCAUUAUAUAAACACUACAAAAAACCAGAUCUCAUAAAUAGUACAUACUUAUUUAAUAUUUUAGAAGAAAAAAAAACAUUUGUAGACCAGUCAAUAAGCCAAAUAGCAUUCAUUGUCUAUUACACAGUGAAACUGGAACAUUCUAUUUUUGGCAAAGUAACAAGAGAUGUAUGACAACAGUGAUACAGUCAAAAUAUUGAAAAAGGAUGAAAGUACAUACUCAUUGACUGAAUAUUUUAUGAAACAGAAAAUUCAUUCAGGAAAUAAUCAUACACAUUAUUUACCAAAAAUUAACUCAUUAACUUUACAAAAUAUUAAGGUGUAUUUGUAGAAAAUAGCACAAACAUAUAGCUUACAAACUUAUUAUGUGCAAAUGAAACACCUGAACAGAGUUCAAAAUAAAAGUAAUAAAACAGAGCCUCUUUUAUAUGUCUUAUAGGAUGCCUGAACAUGAUAGGCAAAGAACAGAAGGUCAGAAUCCUUCAUGGAGUUGACAUAAUGAGGAAGAAAGAGACCAAAACAUAAAUUCAACAGUAAGACACUGUGGCAGAUAAAGAACUAAUAACUGCAACAGCAGAUAUCAAAUUACCAGCAGCAACUGCAUAAUGAACAAAUGCAUCAGGAACAAUUUCUUGAAAAAGCCAUAUUCCAGCAAGCAAUGUGUGGUAACAGUAAAAUUUCCAGAGCAAGUAAUUAGCACAGCAAUAUUGGCCCAGAGGAUUACUUGCAAGGACAAGGGUAGACUGCAACAAAAACUUGGAAGAUUGUUGACUUAAUAAAUACAGCACUUGUAGUUGAAGCUAAGGCAAAAAGAACUAUUGCCAGUGCCAUUAACUGUGUGGACAAUAAAAUUCUGCAUCGGAUAUUGAAAUAUGAAGUAAUUAAUGGCACCCAUUUUGUGUGUCGAGUCUCAGGGAACAUUUACAAUAUGGCCUUGCUACUGGCUCAUCACAAUUUCCAUGAAUCUUGCUACUUGCCAGGAGCAUUUACACAGUACUAGCUUAAUACAUUACUUGUAAUGGUGUGAAGUGAAAAGCAUGUUCUCUGUAUCAUCUGACAUCAGUGACAGUGGUUUAUUUGGUACAAAAAAGUGAUUUUUGGGAAGAAAUGGUGUUUUCAUGCACUCUUUGAAUGUAGAUACUUUCGCCAGUUCUAAAAAUAGACAACAGUUAUCCAGAGCACAUUUUCUGACAUUUACUAACAUUGCAUCAAAUUUUUCAGUUUAUUGCAAAUAUUUCUGAACCAGAAAUAGUUGUACAAAUGAGGAUUUGGCCCAUCAUUGUUAAUGAAAUACCUUUGCAGAUUUUCAUCCUCUUAUUUCCAAUAUAAAUAUAAGUUAUGUGAUGCAAACAAAUUGAUUUACAGAAACUGUUAUGUCUGAUAUUAUCCAGUACGAAACUGUAAUGAUAAUAUGUAGGCCUCUGGUCCCAGGCAGUUUUACACCUAAUUCUGGAUAAAAUAAAUGCUUGUUUGAAAAUG